CCGAUAUAGAUCAGAAGCGAGAGAAAGAGACGGAGAGAAGGCGAGAGAGCAGCAUGGCUGAUAAUCUUAUGCUGUUUUCUGUGUUUCUUCAUUCCUUCCUGAGAGCCCUGAGGCUCCCCUUUGUCCCCUUGAGAAAACUGAGAUACCCACGUUCCCAUUCUUCCAGAGGCAUGAGGGCCUCCUUCGCCACCUGCCCUUCUGCCACCAAAGUCCCCAUAGACGACAUCUCCACCAAGACCAUGCUCUGCCAUCUUGACAGUGCACUCCUGAGAUCAGACUCGACCUUCGCCUACUUCAUGCUGGUCGCCUUCGAGGGGGGCAGCCUCCUCAGAGCCCUUCUCCUGCUUCUCACCAGCCCUUUCCUCUUCCUCCUAAACGAAGAUCUCAGGUUGAGGGUUAUGGUGUUCGUUAGCUUCUGCGGGUUGAAGAAGGAAGGGUUCAAGCUGGGCAGGUCCGUGCUGCCCAAGUUCUUCCUCGAGGAUGUUGAUCUGGAGGGAUUCCAGGCGUUGAUGAGUGCUCAGAAGAGGGUGGUCUUCAGUGGUCUGCCGACGGUGAUGAUUGAGGGGUUCUUGCUGGACUAUCUGGGCGUGGAUCUGGUGGUGGGCAGCGAGUUGAGUGCGGCGGGAGGUUAUUACACUGGUUUGUUGCAGAGAGGCGGUGGAAUGGGCAGGAUGGUGGUGGUUCUGAAAAAUUUGUUUGGCGAAAAGAAGGCUGAUGUUGGUCUUGAAAACAUCAAGGCCAGUGAUUAUCACUGGCUCUCCUGCUGCAAGGAGGCCUACAUGGUGGGUGCAUCAGAGAAAAGAAGCAGAGGCACGGCGCUACCAAAAGAGAUGUAUCCCAAGCCGUUGAUUUUCCAUGAUGGUAGGCUGGCCUUCCGGCCAACUCCCCUGGCCACUCUGGCCAUGUUCAUCUGGCUGCCGCUAGGCUUCCUCCUGGCAAUUCUCCGGUCGCUGGUGGGCCUCUUCUGUCCGUACAGCAUAGCCAUGUUUGUGGGCUCAUUCCUCGGCCUAAGCCUCCAGCUAAAGGUUCACGGCACGCCGAGGACCAGAGAAAGUGGGGUGCUCUAUGUGUGCAACCACAGGACACUGCUGGACCCACUCUACUUAUCAGGCGCCCUCCACAGGCCAGUCACUGCUGUCACCUACAGCCUCAGCAGGAUCUCCGAGUUGUUGUCACCAAUCAGAACGGCUAGGCUUACCAGGGACAGAAUGAAAGAUGGGGAGAAGAUGAAGUCCCUGUUGAGUAAGGGAGACUUGGCCGUGUGUCCAGAAGGAACCACCUGCAGAGAGCCCUACCUGCUGAGGUUCAGCCCGCUCUUUGCUGAGCUCACAGAUGAAAUAGUGCCUGUUGCACUCAAUGUUUCGGUGAGCAUGUUCUACGGUACUACGGCCAGUGGACUCAAGUGCCUUGACCCUCUCUUCUUCCUCAUGAACCCUUUCCCUGCCUACUAUGUUGAGAUCUUCGAGAAAUUGCCUCAGGAGCUCACAUGCACCGAGGGUCAUAGGUCAAGGUAUGAAGUGGCCAACCAUGUGCAGAAGAUGCUGGCAGAUGCAUUAGGUUUUGAAUGCACCAUGCUGACAAGGAAGGACAAAUACUUGGUUUUGGCUGGAAAUGAAGGCAUUGUCCCUUCCAGAUAAAGAGCCCCAACUCCUUAGGUUGGUUUUAAUGAUGACAGAAACUAAAGAGUAGAGUUCAAAAUACCGUAGCCUGUGAGCUUUCUAUACAGAUUUCUCCCACCGAAACAAAUGGCCCUUAGGUCCUUUUUUUUUUCUUUUUCUUUUUUUUCAAAACCUUCGUUGUAUUAUUUUUUAUCCGACUUCUGAAACGUGUACAAUAUUCUUUGAUAUGGAUUAAUGAAGCUUCCAUUUAUUCUUUUUUUGUUUA
Nymphaea colorata (pocket water lily) is the source of this 1884-nucleotide messenger RNA. RefSeq names its product glycerol-3-phosphate acyltransferase 1-like. Gene Ontology annotation, biological process: cutin biosynthetic process. The record is from RefSeq and is a predicted model, not a curated record. The transcript is spliced from 2 exons. NCBI's taxonomy places the organism in Eukaryota, Viridiplantae, Streptophyta, Magnoliopsida, Nymphaeales, Nymphaeaceae. Gene Ontology annotation, molecular function: phosphatase activity; glycerol-3-phosphate 2-O-acyltransferase activity. The coding region runs from base 54 to 1637 and encodes 527 amino acids. Gene Ontology annotation, cellular component: membrane.